AUGGCGGACCGAGAUUUCCCCCCCGGCCAGGGUCCCCGCUCGGGGCAGGACCCAGAGGCGGACACUUCGCUCAGGAUAAGGGAGGAGGCGGAGGCUGCCUUGCAGGAGCCAUCCGCAGCCCCGUCCGACAACUCCGCGCAGGACAGCGCCGGCUCCGAGGUCGGGCGGCUCCUCGCGGUCACGCCCUGUAGAUCCAAGCCCCGCGUAGGGCGCAGGACCCCCACCGCACCGCGGGAAGUGCCCCGCCACCAGGGGCACAGUGCUGCCCGCGGACGGAGCCCCGGCAAACCCGCCGGGCGUCCCGCCGCAGGCUGCCCGUCACGCCUCACCCCGGGGAGCCGCCACUUACCCUCCCCGCAGCGCGGCCGGACCACGUCGACGUACUCUCUAGCGGAGAGCGGCGGUGGGGUCCGUCACAUAGACGGCGAGGGAAGCGGGUACGCGGCUCUGCCGCACGGAGUCAGCGCCGGCGGGGGACGCGCAUCUCCGGCCGCGCCGCGAAGGGACCGCCCGCUGCCGCCUCCGCCGCGACUGCCCAGCCCGCCCGCGCUCCCCGCCCUAAUGGGGCUCGGCCGCCCCGCGCCCGGCCCGCGACGGCCGCGCUCCGCCGCAUCCAUUGGCUGUCGCCCGCCGCGCCCACCAAUCGCCGCCGGGCCAGGCCGGGCGCCGGCUCGCGGGGCUCGGGGGGCAGGGCUCGGGGCGGAGCGAGGGGCGGGGCCCGAGCAGACCCCGCCCCAGGGCCCAGCGGCGCGCGGAGGAGGCGCUGCCGUGUGGGGCUGGGGGGGACCCGGGAAAACUUGGGGGAACCCCUUUUCCCCCCAGUUUGGGAUGGCUGGGGAGCAGGCGGAGGACAGGCAACCUCCUUGCUCCGUUUCCCCCGGUCAGACAGAACUCUGGAGGCGCCAGUUUCCACCGAGGGAGCAGGAGAGGGAAAGUUAA
This is a messenger RNA of Pipra filicauda (Wire-tailed manakin), 939 nucleotides long. RefSeq names its product translation initiation factor IF-2-like. Bases 1 to 939 code for a protein of 312 amino acids. The transcript has 2 exons. The record is from RefSeq and is a predicted model, not a curated record. Lineage: Eukaryota; Metazoa; Chordata; Aves; Passeriformes; Pipridae.